Patella vulgata (common limpet) is the source of this 6272-nucleotide messenger RNA. RefSeq names its product ATP-dependent RNA helicase A. Gene Ontology annotation, cellular component: ribonucleoprotein complex; intracellular anatomical structure; nucleolus. Bases 1501 to 4611 code for a protein of 1036 amino acids. NCBI's taxonomy places the organism in Eukaryota, Metazoa, Mollusca, Gastropoda, Patellidae. Gene Ontology annotation, molecular function: double-stranded RNA binding; 3'-5' DNA helicase activity; ATP binding. The record is from RefSeq and is a predicted model, not a curated record. The transcript has 26 exons. Gene Ontology annotation, biological process: positive regulation of transcription by RNA polymerase II; regulation of mRNA processing.
GCUUCAUCUAUACUAAAGAGUACUCAAAUGCAAUCAAUAUAUUAACAGUAAACUUGAAUUCAGUUAGAUUUUUUAAAAAAACGCACAUCAAAAGAUUUUAGCUAGGAUUACAGGUGACAUGUAAUCAAGGAUACAGAAUGUUAACAAAUUUUCAAUUCAGCAAAUCUUUGUAUACAAAAUUUAAGAGAUUCAACUUUCACAAUAUUGCAAGUUUCAGGUACCUUAAUCCCACAAGUUACAUUAUAAACUUGGACCAACACAGAGUUUCUUCCAAUUUAAGUUAAAUUUAAUCCCAGUUAAUUCCAGAUGUGUACCAUGUCAUUUGUGUACAACACUCCUUUUAAACUUUUUGAUCCAUGCCAAGUUUUAUAGAAACGUUUUUAAAGACUUGCUUUUUUAAUUCAUUGUUUGUUAUUAUUAUUUUAUUUUCGUAUGUGGUUGCUUUCUGUUGUUGAUGUGCCAGAUAUACAGUGUAAAAUGUGACAGGACGUACUACAGGUUCCUUUUUUUCCAGGCUUGGAAAUGGACAUAGAUCCUUGAAAUAUAGAUUAAUUUCAUCAUUCAAUAUGUAUUAGCUUUAUUUUAGUUGAAACUGUCUUCAGUUCUUCAUAUAGAUAUGAAUUCAGUUUAAAUUUUACAUUAUUUUUAUGGUCUAUUUUGCCAAGGAACCUAAACUGGUUUUGAAAAGUUUUUAAAACUGGUUUUGGUUCGAGAAAUGUUGCAUUAUCCAAGGCUCUUUCAAAUAGUAGUAUUUCUUCAGAUUUACUUUACAUUAAUGCUAAAAAAUUUAUUAGUGAGAUAUGCUAACAAUUGUUUUAAUAUCUUGAAAAGAAAGGACAAUUCUUUUGAUAGAUAAGUUCAAGUUUUCAUUUCGCAUCAAAUGACUUGAAAAGAAUUGAUUUAGCCAGAAAUUCUGUUUAUAUACAUGAUUCUGUUAGAGAUAUUAUAGCCAUUUGAAACAAAAAAGUAUUAUUAUUUGAAAGAGAAAUGAUUUUAAUGAACAAAACACAACCAGAAUAUCUUGUUUGUAGACAGACAUCUUGAAAUGAUGAAAGGAUUGUUAAAAUAUCCGAACAAUCUUCCAUCAUGAAAAUAAUAUAGAUUGUCAACAUUUUCACAAAGUCGAAUAGAUUCCUAACUCAACAGACAAGGACAAAUGUAUUCAAUCCCAAAAUUACCAAAAUCCCUGAAUGGUAGCCAAUUUAAAAUAUUUGAACAAAUAUCUUCUUGAGUUGAACAUUUUCAAAAAGCGUAAAUCAAAUGUUUACAUUUAAAUAGCAAAUUAGAAUUUCGAUUGGAACAAACUAAGUACAAACCUAGCAAUAAAACUUGUGAGAAACAAUACAUACCCUUUUUAGUGAAAUCACUAAAGAAGUUAUGGUGGAUUUUGUGAACAGAAAAUGUUGACUUUGAAAUCUCGGGAUGUUUGUCUACAGAAAGAUUUUGGUUCCAUCUGGAAGCCAUCCCUGAAUCGGGAAGCGAAGGAGUUUUUUGUGUGAAAUGAGUUUUUUUGUGAAGAAGUUACGACAAAAUAUUCAUUCUAAAGAACAUGGUUCAAAUAAACAAGUAGCAUCCAAGUCAUGUGCUCUGUCACUAGUUAGACAACUGUAUCAUAUGAAAGUUAUAGAAGCUUAUACAGGGGAGAAACGAAAGAAAGAUGCAGAACAGAUUCCACCAUAUGAAGUUGUGUCAACAGAGGAAUUAGAACAACAAGUGGAUGAAGUUUUAAGAAAAUGGAGUAUAGAUCCAACGACACAGCAGGGACAUGGUAAUAAUGAGGAAGGAACAGGAAUGUCUCUCUUGUGUCCUCUUUCUUUAGAUGAAUUUGAACCAGCUCCAAAACGAGGGGGAUCAGGUGUUGUCUCUUGGUCACCCCCUCAACCCAAUUGGAAUCCUUGGACUAACUGUAACAUUGAUGAAGGUCCUCUAGCAUCGGCAUCAAUGGAGCAGAUAAGCGAAGACUUGUACAACAACUUAGAAAGACAGAAAAAUGAAGAUUCGGUUUUACAAAAGAUGAUGGAAGAGAGAGGAAAAUUACCUGUAUCUAAUACACAUGAUCAUAUAUUACAAGCUAUCAAUAAAUCACCUGUUGUUAUUAUACGAGGUGAAACAGGAUGUGGUAAAACUACACAGAUACCCCAGUUUAUAUUGGAUCAGAUGAUAAAUCAAGGACGUGGAUCAGAUUGUAAUAUAAUUGUCACACAGCCUAGAAGAAUUAGUGCUGUGUCUAUAGCUGAGAGAGUUGCCAGUGAAAGAGCUGAAAAUCUGGGUUUAUCGACUGGCUACAGCGUUAGAUUUGAGACAGUUAUACCCAGACCGUAUGGUUCCAUUAUGUACUGUACUGUUGGAACUUUAUUACGAAGAUUAGAGAAUGGAUUAAGAGGAAUAUCUCAUGUUAUUGUUGAUGAAAUUCAUGAGCGAGAUCUGAAUACUGAUUUCUUAUUGGUGAUGUUACGUGACAUGGUUUUUGCUUUCCCACAACUGAGAGUAGUUCUCAUGUCUGCUACAGUUGAUACAUCUUUGUUUGCCGAAUAUUUCGGUAAUUGUGAUGUUGUGGAGGUUUAUGGUAGAGCUCAUCCAGUUCAAGAUUAUUUCCUAGAAGAUUGUGUUCAGAUGUUGAACUUUGUCCCUCCUCCCCCGGAUAGAAAACGUAAGAAAGGUGGGGGAGGAGAUUCAUCAGAUCUGCCAGAUGAUGGAGAAAAAGAGGAGAAUUGUAAUACACAGAUCAGCAGUGACUAUUCAGCCUCUACAAGAGCUGCCAUGGAAAUGUUAAAUGAAAAAGAAAUGUCUUUUGAACUUAUUGAGGCUUUAUUGAAAUAUAUUAAACAACUGAAUAUUCCUGGUGCUGUGUUGAUUUUCCUGCCAGGAUGGAAUUUAAUCAUGGCAUUACAGAAAUAUCUAGAGAUGAGUCCAGAAUUUGGUCAGAAGAAAUACAGGGUAUUACCCCUACACUCACAGAUUCCACGAGAAGAUCAAAGACGUGUAUUUGACCCUGUACCUCCAGAUGUUACUAAGAUUAUUUUAUCCACUAAUAUAGCUGAAACAAGUGUCACUAUUAAUGAUGUUGUGUAUGUCAUUGAUUCCUGCAAAGCCAAAAUGAAGCUUUUUACAUCCCACAAUAACAUGACAAAUUAUGCUACAGUCUGGGCAUCCAAGACCAACUUGGAACAAAGACGAGGACGUGCAGGUCGUGUUCGACCAGGUUUCUGUUUUCAUCUGUGUAGUAGACCUAGAUAUGAAAAAUUAGAUCAACACACAACCCCAGAGAUAUUCCGUACACCUCUACAUGAGUGUGCUUUAUCUAUUAAACUACUGAGACUUGGUGAGAUUGGAACCUUCCUUGCUAAAGCUGUAGAACCUCCACCAUUAGAUGCUGUUAUUGAAGCACAAGCUAUACUUAGACAAAUGAGAGCAUUAGAUAGUAAUGAUGAAUUAACACCAUUAGGUAGAAUAUUAGCUAGAAUGCCUAUAGAACCCAGACUGGGUAAAAUGAUCAUCUAUGGAUGUAUAUUCUAUGUGGGUGAUGCUAUGUGUACCAUAGCCGCUAGUACAACCUUUCCAGAACCAUUUGUUACUCAGAUGGAUAGACGAAGAUUAGGCUGGGUUCACAAGAAUUUGGCUGGUAGUCGGUCCAGUGAUCAUGUAGCUUUGUUAAAUGCUUUUAACAUGUGGGAAGAGGCCAGAUGUGGAGGUGAAGACAGUGAAAUGUAUUUCUGUGAUCAGAAAUCUCUUUCUAUGACAACAUUACGUAUGACCUGUGAAGCUAAGAAUCAGUUACGUGAUAUUUUAAUUAAUGUUGGUUUCCCUGAAGAUUCUUUGUUAGCUCAACCAUUUAAUUUUACUGGUCCUGAUAAUAGACUUGAUGUUGUGAUAACAUUAUUAGCAAUGGGUCUGUAUCCUAAUGUCUGCUAUCAUAAAGAAAAGAGAAAAGUUUUAACACAAGAAUCUAAAGCUGCUUUAGUCAACAAAUCAUCUGUUAACUGUAGUAAUCAAGAUAUCAAAUUUCCAUCACCCUUCUUUAUUUUUGGAGAAAAGAUAAGAACAAGAGCCGUAUCAUGUAAACAGAUGACAAUGGUUACACCAUUACAGUUGUUAUUAUUUGGUGCUAGAAAUGUUACAUCUCAAAAUGAACUUAUUGUCCUUGAUGGCUGGAUAAAUUUAAAGAUGGAUUUUAAUCUGGCAGCAAAGGUGGUAGCUUUACGACCAGCAUUAGAGGCUUUGAUUGUUCGAGCUACAAAGGAACCCGAGGGAAUCAAUGAACCUGGUGAACAGGAAGAAUCUCUGUUAGGAAUUGUACGGGUAUUAUCCAGGCCCAAUGCUGGUAGAUUUGGUCUUCAAAAUGAGGGCUAUAAUCCAAAUCAGGGCCGUGGGGCGAAAGUACCAAGAAUGGGAGGAUACGGCGACCGAGGAGGAGGUAGUGGAGGAUACGGUGGACGGGGAGGGGGAUUUCGUGGUGGAUAUGGGGGAGGAGGAGGUGGAUACCGAGGAGGGUAUGGGGGUGGUGGAGGGGGUUAUAGAGGCCGUGGAGGAGGUGGUUAUGGGAGUGGGGGCAGAGGGGGUUAUGGGGGAGGGGGUUAUGGGGGUGGGGGUGGAUAUAGAGGAGGGUAUUAGAUUUAUGUGUUGUACUUCUAUCCAUAUCCUUAAAGGGCAUAUUUUAAUUGUUAAAAUUGCAUUUUAUGUCUCUUAGUUUUAGGGUUCUUUGAGUAAGCCAAAAAUUCACAAAAGUUUGGAUAUUUGUUGAUGUAAAUAUUUAAAAAUCAGUUUCCAUGUUCUGAUAUAAAUGUAGUAAAAUGUUACUGUAAAUUGUUUGUAUUUGAUCAUGUCUGUCACACAUUUUACAUUACAAUUCAAAUUUAUAUCAAUAACCUUCAAAGAUCUUAUGAGAAAUAUUAAAAUCAGAAGAAUUUGAUUUUGAAGCACAUGUGGGGGGGGGGGGGGGGUUAGUGGCCAAAUGGUUAGCAUGUGAGCGCUUGAUCAUAAGGCCUGUCAUUGAGUCAACUGACAUGGGUUCGAAUCCCUGGGUCCCCCGGUUUCCUCUACACACAAGCGAAUUAUUGAAAUAAAAUUAAACCAUAUAUUUGUCCCAAAAUGACCUAGUUUGUGUCAAGUGGACAUUAACCCCAUUUCACUCUCUUGUAUCAUGGAAACCAUUGUCAGGAACUUUUACAUUGUAUUCUUAUUAUUUGUGUUGAUGAAAUUAUGAUUAAGAUCACCAUUUCAAAUUGCCCGUCUUCAUUAGCCCAGUUGGAGCAGGACAUUCAACCCUAUUCAUUUCAUUCACCAUUUCAAAUUGUGUUUAAAAACACUACGCGGAUCUGGUUUUCAAUUGAACUUUCUUGAAUUGAAUUUUCUCAAUCCCUCGAAAGAUGUCAUUCUCGUAUAAACACAGGGCAUGUCUUUAAAACUUACGAUGAUUGAUCGGAGCAAAUGUAUGUAGUGUUUUCUUUUUUUUUUUUUUAACAAAAUAUCUUUUUAUUGUAAAUACACAGUAACUUCACCUUAGUGCUGUUUGUUAAGAGAAGGGGAUUGGCAUUGUUCCUGAUCCGUGUUAUAAUUAAACCCUUGUGUAAUAUACAAGGGACUCACUGUAAUGUGGGUGUAGUCAGUGUGCAAUGUACACCUAGAUGACAGUGUAAUUAACGGGUUGAAAAAUUACCUGUCAGUCAAUUUAUAAACUUGUUAUAAAAUUAGAUAUUUCAAAGAAUUUAACCUUAGUUCAUAAGUUUAUCUGUAAAUGUACUGAAUAAUUUUUAUUUUAAAAAAAAAAGGAGAUAAUGCUAAAUAUUGUCAAAUUCUUUGCAAAAUAAUUCAUCCAGAUUUUCCGGCGUGAUUUCCCCUUGUCAGUGAUGCAGGACGGAGGGCCUGACAAGGACAGCUGUCUAGUCGUUCGGAUGGGACGAAAAAUCGAGGUCCCGUGUACACAUUGGCGUGCACGUAAAAGAUCCCUUGGCAGUUGGAAUUCGAUAUAAGAGUAGGCCAUAGUGCCGCUGCCCGGGCAAAAUUUCCCUCAUAGCACACUGUGCGGCGUAUGCCCAUCUUCAUUAGCCCAGUUCAGAGCAGAACAGUAGGACGUUAAACCCCAUUUCAUUUCAUUUCAUUUCAUUUUUGCAAAAUAAUGCUUGCUGAUCUGAUGUCGAAAAUUGAAGUGAAGCCAUGCCAUAAAACCUCGGUGUUAUUGUUAUUAUUCAAAUUAUUGCUUUAUCAUUUUGCUAUGAAAUCAUUUUUUAUAAAAUCAUGUUGAUGGUUGUGUUAUUAAAUAUCGUAGACACAGU